AUGUCUGCAGAUUCUGAUUUUCGAUUUUCUGAGGAAUAUGAACAAUUAAGAAGUGUUGGGUUAGGUCAGAGUUGUAUUGCUGCAGAUUUAGCUCCGAAUAGACCAAAAAAUCGUUUCACAAAUAUUCUUCCGUAUGAUCAUUCUCGUGUAAAAUUAAAACAAACAGAUGACGAUGAUGGUUCUGAUUAUGUUAAUGCUUCAUAUAUUCCCGGUUUUAAUUCUCGACGUGAAUUUAUUGCUGCACAAGGACCUUUGCCUUCAACUCGCGAUCAUUUUUGGCGAUUAGUUUGGGAGCAACAAGUUCCAGCAAUUAUAGCGUUAACAAAAUGUGUGGAGAAAGGACGGGAUAAAUGCCAUCAAUAUUGGCCAGAUAAUCGCCAAAGAAGUGUUCUUUAUGCGGACAUUGAAGUUACAUUAUUAACUGAAUCUAUUGACUACGAAGAAUUUACAAUUAGAGAAUUACGUUUAACAAACCUUUCAGAGCCUGGACAACAGCCCAGAACUGUCUUACAUUUACAUUAUCAAGCGUGGCCUGAUUUUGGAGUACCUGAACACCCUGUUGGAAUUGUUCAUUUUGCACGUUUAUUUCGCAAUAAAUUACCUCCUUCCCCUUCCAAUAAACCAACCAUUGUGCAUUGUUCUGCUGGCGUUGGCCGUUCUGGAACUUUUAUUGCAUUGGAUAGGCUUAUUCAACAUAUUGAAUGUGGAAAACCUAUCGAUGUAUUUGGGGCUGUCUUUGAAAUGAGACUUGAACGUUGUCAUAUGGUGCAAAAUGAACAACAAUAUAUAUUUAUCCAUCAAUGCCUUCAAUAUGUUCUAGAAAAUUUCUAUCCAUUUUUGUCUACCAACAAUUUAAUAACAACAACAAUAAUUCCCCCUACCCCAACAACAACAACCACAAAUUCUUUAUUAUUAAAUUCACAACAAUUUUCACCAGGAAAACGUUCCUUUCCCCCAACAUUUUCUUCAAAUAAUAACGGACAUUUACCCUUUACUUGUUCUUAUUCUUCCCCAAUAACUAGUUCUCCUCAAUUAACAACAAAUAAUCGAGAAAAUACUAGUUUUUGGCAAACAACAAAUAAUAAUUUCCAAAAUUUUAACAAUUUCCACCAACAAAAAUCCCCAAGAAUCGAUUCACAACAACAACAAAAUCGCCAAAAUUUUCAUAAUAACGAAGGAUUUUUUAAAGAUGAGGAUAUUGAUGAAGGGAUAGCCGAAAGUGGAUUAUAA
Messenger RNA from Meloidogyne enterolobii, 1230 nucleotides. NCBI's taxonomy places the organism in Eukaryota, Metazoa, Nematoda, Chromadorea, Rhabditida, Meloidogynidae. The record is from the annotation of a GenBank genome assembly.